Messenger RNA from Vigna angularis (adzuki bean), 1195 nucleotides. RefSeq lists its product as uncharacterized. The transcript has 7 exons. Gene Ontology annotation, molecular function: GTP binding; GTPase activity. Gene Ontology annotation, biological process: vesicle-mediated transport; intracellular protein transport. Lineage: Eukaryota; Viridiplantae; Streptophyta; Magnoliopsida; Fabales; Fabaceae. Bases 216 to 803 code for a protein of 195 amino acids. Gene Ontology annotation, cellular component: cytoplasm. The record is from RefSeq and is a predicted model, not a curated record.
GAGAAGAUCACAUUGUUAUUUUGAUUUGUAUUAUUGAUUAUUGAUUUGUGCAUUUGUUGUUAACAUGGAAGUGAUGGUAGGGGAAGGAAUCGCCCAUUGAAAUCCCUUACCUGUUAUUCUGAUUAGAUUCGAAGCUUCACAAUUCAUCUUCUGCUUUUCUCAUCACAAAUCGAUUAUUCUCGAUUUCAUCCAACGCAACAUAAUAGAAGAGAGGCAUGGGUCAAACUUUUCGGAAGCUCUUCGAUACAUUCUUCGCCAAUACUGAGAUGCGGGUUGUCAUGCUUGGUCUUGACGCUGCCGGCAAAACUACUAUACUGUACAAGCUCCACAUUGGAGAAGUUUUAUCUACUGUUCCUACAAUUGGUUUUAAUGUGGAGAAGGUUCAGUAUAAGAAUGUUGUUUUCACAGUUUGGGAUGUUGGAGGGCAAGAGAAAUUAAGGACACUUUGGAGGCACUAUUUCAACAACACUGAUGGUUUGAUAUAUGUUGUUGAUAGUCUGGACCGUGAAAGGAUAGGGAAAGCUAAGCAGGAAUUUCAGGCAGUCAUAAAUGAUCCGUUUAUGCUCCACAGUGUAAUAUUGGUGCUUGCUAACAAACAGGACCUGAGAGGAGCAAUGUCACCAAGGGAAGUAUGUGAAGGAUUAGGUCUCUUUGAUCUCAAGAAUAGAAAGUGGCACAUACAGGGCACUUGUGCUCUUCGGGGAGAUGGCCUUUAUGAGGGCUUGGAUUGGCUGUCCACAACUCUGAAGGAGAGAAAAGCUGCCGGAUAUUCUUCAAUAGGACUAGGAACUUCAUCCAUCUAAUUUUUCAAGACGUAUUUUGGCCUCAGGAUGACUUUGUAGAGUGCGUGGCUGUUCAAAGAUGAGGUGAGUGAUUAUCAAUUUAUUUGGUUUACAUCUGAAGCACUGUUAGUAUGAAGCUGUUUUGGCUUCUAGAGUGGGUGCUUAAGAUACGUGACUUACUCCAGUUAUACAAAUUUGUGUAUGAAGAUUCAUCAACCAAAUUCUUUUUGGCUUGUGUUAUGCCUUUCUAAGUGAACGUGCACCACAUAAAGGGCCAUGGAUACUAGAUCACUUGUUCAUUCUCCCGCCACUAUUUCUGUGUGCUUCUGACUAAUUAUUGCAUUGGGAGCUUCUCGUUAUUCUCGGGAACGUUUUAUUGUAAUUCAAUUCAAUUGGGUGGCUGCUAUUAUUUA